Messenger RNA from Syngnathoides biaculeatus (alligator pipefish), 3619 nucleotides. RefSeq names its product RNA binding motif protein 20 (gene rbm20). Gene Ontology annotation, molecular function: mRNA binding; zinc ion binding. Gene Ontology annotation, cellular component: nucleus. The transcript is spliced from 16 exons. NCBI's taxonomy places the organism in Eukaryota, Metazoa, Chordata, Actinopteri, Syngnathiformes, Syngnathidae. The coding region runs from base 35 to 3415 and encodes 1126 amino acids. The record is from RefSeq and is a predicted model, not a curated record. Gene Ontology annotation, biological process: regulation of RNA splicing.
CACUCUGACGUCCCCACUUUUGUGGCAAACUGAAAUGAGUUUUGGUAAAUACACCAAAGAGCAACGGAGUUGCCAAGAGAAAGUUGCCCUUGUCACUUCGGAGAUGCUUGGCAAAGGACAAAGUGAUGGAAGCGCCUCAGAGACGUCGAGACAAGUUUUACAAAGUACACUCCCAGUGGACAGUGCAGAAAGGAAGGGCCCGAAAGUGGGGGGCCAACUGUCCAGCAGCUUGCAAGUGGGGAUCCGGCAGCAGAACCAGCAGCUCCUCCUGACUCCAGCCAGCCUUCAGCUUGCUCAGCUACAGGCUCAGCUCACCCUCCAUCGCCUUAAGCUGGCUCAGGGAAGCAGUACAGCCACCGCAGCCACUGUUCUCAAUCAGGUUCUUUCCAAUGUUGCCAUGGCCCAGCCCCUCUUCAAUCAACUGCGGAACCCCCAAGGAGGCUUCACUACAGGGAUGCUUUGUUUUCCGACUACAACUUCAGCCUUGGGGGCAGGAGGAUUCAAACAGAACCCAGGGAACAUGACGGCAAACCAUCAUGGUGGAGGGAAUACAGUGGGGCAACAGGGUGCGGACUUUGGUAAAAAGUCCGGGCCUACGUACCCAUCUGAUAUCGACAGGCGUCUUCAGUACAACUUGGGAACAUCUGCGGUAUCAGCCACAGCUGCUGAUGGACAUUAUUCCAUUGUCAGCACUCAAGCAAAACAACUAAACAAUGUUGAGUUCAAACGGGACUUCUAUAGGCAGGAUGUCUCUAGCCAAAAAGCUGGAUUCAAUAUUGGUGAUCAGAACAUGAAUCUAUAUAACUGCACUGGACGGACAGAGCAAUGGAACGGCCCAACUAACGUGAGUCACAAUGUGAAUGCGCCGCUGGCCUCAGAUCUUGCCACUGUUUGGACAGCACCAGAGCAAGCAGUGCGGCCCAGAAACGAACUGUAUAAUCCCGAGGAGCCCACUUCUGACCAAAAAUUCAAGCACAAAAGCGGAGGUUCGUCUUUUGUCGCUGACAGCAUACAGGGCUUUGGGAGUUACCGGCACCUUCUUGGAAAUGAGGAAACCCUGUGUUCAGGUAGCAGGACGCUGCAACCUUACCAAGUGAAUGACUACAACGCUGUCACACCCACUCUCCUGCCACACCAGUGCAGCAUCUGUGACAAGAAAGUCUACAAUCUCAAGGACUGGGAGCAGCACGUAAAGGGAAAACUACACUUGCAGAACAUAAUGUCAUACAAUAACCAAGGCUCGGCACUGAUAUCAGUCGGAGGUCCUCACUACACGCUGAGAAGACCCUCUGACGCUCUCAACGGUGGGGACUCGGUGAGCUUCAAUGCUGCAGGUCAAGAUGUUUCCUCAGGAGUGAACGCCUCAUACGUGCCAGCUGCGGCCAUGAAGAAUUACUCUUUACCCAACGCGGGAUUUACUUCACUCCAGCCAGAGUCCAAGCCGUUUCCCCCGAGAAAGGCCACCACGGGGCGUGUUGUUCACAUCUGCAACCUCCCUGAAGGCAGUUGCACUGAGAAUGAUGUCAUCAAUCUGGGACUGCCCUUUGGGAAAGUCACCAAUUACAUCCUAAUGCGCUCCACCCAUCAGGCCUUUCUGGAGAUGGCCUAUAUAGAAGCUGCUCAAGCCAUGGUUCAGUAUUACCAACUGACUCCAGCCAUGAUAAACAAUCAGAAACUUCUGAUUCGAAUGUCUAAAAGAUACCAGGAGCUCCAACUAAAGAAACCGGGUAAAGACGUUCAGGCAAUCAUCCAAGAUAUUGCUUCUCAUUGGGAAAGAGACGUAAUGCAAGAACUUGAGCACUCCAUCCCAGACAGAGCUCGUUCCCGCAGCCCACUCAGAAGCUCCCUGAGUCCUCACUCACACAGUCCGAGUUUCACAUCAUGCAGCUCAGCCCACAGCCCCCAAGCGCCACCGUGCAGAGCUCAGGAGAGAGGCAGCAAUGGCCUGGGCCCACGCCAAGGUUCUUGGGACUGGUCUUCACACUAUAGACGAGGUGAGGAAGACAAGGAGAGGGAUGACCUCUCCAGGCGGAACGGCUACAGCACUGAUGGCGAUCGUCUUAACGAGCGUCCGUCUGACCGCCCCAACGAUCGGCUAUCCGACCGGCGGAAAGCCUACGGGAAACCCUCAGAUUACGCCAUCUCCAGGUCUGCAGAUGAGCGAGGAGAUAAAGGGAUUACUGGAAACAGAGACUUCCCCCGAGGCAGCCCUCAAAGCAAGUCCUUCAACUCCUACCGCAGCAUGGAGGAAGGUUUCUACAUGAAGUCGGACAAGGUGAGCAGAUCUCCAUACCAGAGACACGAUAGCAAGUCAAAAAGGAAGAAUGGCAGCGACUACAGCAGGCACUCGAGGUAUCUGGAGAGCGAGAAGACUGAUGAGUCACUUCGCAGAACUCCAGAAGAUAAGAACCUGCAUUCACCCAGCAGGGGAAGGAAUAGGAAGCCAAGCAAGAGGUGCACCAGUCUAGAGAAACAUGACAGUGGCACUACAAAUACUGAAGGCCAAUCUAAAGAUCAUGUCUCACCUCAGAGGGGCGACAAGCCUAAAGAUGCUGCUGAAUGUUUGAAACAUAAGGACACUGAGAAGGAGUUGGAAAGUGGAGAAAACACUGACGAUGAGUGCUGUUAUCCCAAGAACAUGGAGGAAUUUCUUACAGUUGAUGAAGUGGGAGAAGACGAUUCCAUUAUCGAGCCGGACCUUCCUGAGCUGGAAGAGGAUGCGACUUGUCCUGAAGAAUCUGUAGAGGAGCAAACGCAGACUGUGGUGGAGACUGUGCUGUCACCUGCCCCCACUUUGGAGGAGCAGGAGACAUCUAUUCACAAACCCGUCCAGAAUCAGACAUGUGAGCGUGCCGAAGUCCCAGUGGAAACUUCCGGAACUGAGAAAACAGUCUUAAUUCAGACGAGCGUGGAAGAACCAUUAAAGAGUCCUGUGACCUCCAAGACACCAAUCACAUACCCGAGUGACUUUUCUAAAGAGGAGUCUAAGGCAGCGCCCGAGGAGACAAGUACAGAAGACAAAGUUACAGACACUAGACCCUUAGAAGAAAAGCCAGUAAGGGAUCACAUUCAAAUGUCAAGGGACAGCAAGGUCCAGGACCUUGUACAGGUUACAGAGGCGUCCUCCAAUGUGACUCAACACAAGGACAGCAUUCUUAAAAAAGAUAUUGAAACACCGUCAUCAUCAAUUGAGCAGGAGAAGGUUGUCAUUGAGCACAUCAUCCCGUUAGGAGUGGAGUUCAUUGAGCCAAGGACUGGUUUCUACUGUAAACUUUGUGAGCUAUUCUACACCAGUGAGGAGACCGCAAAGUUGAGUCACUGUCGCAGCACUGUGCACUACAGGAAUCUACAGAAAUAUUUGUCCCAACUGGCAGAAGAGAGCUUGAACCUUGGUGAAUUUUCAACUCGACAGUGACAUCUUGUCCUCACAGCAAGUGGAACGAUGCACAAGUGGAAUUCAUGGUGCCCUAAAAAUAUAGGCACUUGCACUUGUUUUUUGGCAACUGGAAUAGUUGUUGGAUAUCUGGAAUGGUCAAUUUUGUACAUACUAUGUACUGUAAUGUAUAGUUAGGAUAUUUAUUAGUUUUAUUGUUGUACUUGUGAAGCUAUUUGUUAUUGA